AUGGGCUGCCCCGACUUCAUCGGUGACCCGCAUGACCCGAAGCCAGCACCUCUUGAUCCAUCGACCGAAUGCCCCGUUUGCGCCAUCAAGGCACGCAUGGCCAACCCCGACCGCAACCCGACCUGGGGCCACCGAGACUACCCCGCCGACCGCCUCAUCGACCUUAUCAUAAAAUACACUCCUAUUGGCCCAAACCCGAUGAACAAGGCAGAGGAAAUCGCCAUCUGCGGUGUUGUGUCGACGUGGUGCGGCAGGUCUGAAAAGCGAAGGUUCAAGAGCUUGAGGCUGUGUGACGAGUGCUAUGGGAAGCAUAUUGGCGUUCCCUUCCGCGCCGAGUCCGACUGGUUGCUCAACUCCGCGGCCGGCCCCAACGAUGUUGAUCGGUAG
Molecule: messenger RNA, 387 nt
Organism: Colletotrichum chrysophilum
Lineage: Eukaryota; Fungi; Ascomycota; Sordariomycetes; Glomerellales; Glomerellaceae
Exons: 1
Coding region: 1-387 (128 amino acids)
Source: RefSeq, a predicted model, not a curated record